GUGACAGAUGGCCACAUUGGGUUUUAACUCUGGGCUGAUUAGAGAUUUACGCGUUGUUUACAACUCGGGAGGUAAGGUUUACCAUUAACCCUGAGUCGGACUGCUGAUAGACGCCUGGCAAACCCAUGUCCUCCCCGGAAAUAGCCUCCCUCUCCUGGGGCCACAUGAAGGUGAAGGGCUGCUCCUCCAGCUACAAGGACUGCAAGGUCUGGCCUGGGGGCAGCCGGGCCUGGGACUGGAGGGAGACGGGGACCAAUCAUUACCCAGGAGUGCAACCCGCUGACCUGGACGAGGUGCUGAAGAAGGGAAUAGAGCUGCUGGUCAUUGGAAGAGGCAUGAGUGAAGCUCUACAGGUCCCUUCUUCCACUCUGGACUUUGUGAAGCAGAAAGGCGUUGAAGUCAGAGUCCUCCAGACUCAGAAGGCUGUGGCUGAAUACAACAAACUGGCCGGUCAAGGCGCCAAAGUGGGCGGAGUCUUCCACUCCACCUGCUGAGGAGGCCUUCCUCGACUCCAUUAAACACCUUUUAUAUCGGAUUGCUCGUCGUGUCGAGAGCUUUUCUCUGCAUCAAUGCACUAUAUGCAAUGUGGUGAAACUGAAACACAGCAUGGAGACUGCUGGUUGAGAUCUGUAUUUAUUUACUCCAUCUCUGCUGCGGCUGAAUUGCUUUAAAAAGGGAGUCAUCACCUGGUGUUCACACCUUUUCAGGUUAAAACUUGUGUGCUGGUGUUGGGCCUCAGUUACAACCUUUCACACAUUGUUUUCUGUGUGUGUGGGCCAUAAAAAACCAGAAGAGAGCGCUCUCUCUACCAAGCGAGAUUUUGGCACGUACCCUCGGGUCAUGAAGAAGGGUCAGAAUGAGCUCCAUUUUAAAAGAAGACUCCUAAACAUGACUUUUAAACAGAUUUUUAGGAUUGUAUCUGUAAAAUACCAGGUUAUGACUUCUUUAAGGUUCAGACAGACCUGUGUUGAAAUGCUGAAAUCAGCUGGUGCCUCACUUUGAUGAGGAAUUCAUUCCCAGCAACCAGCAGCUGUCUAAACCUUUAUGUGUUUUCUUUAAAAGGGAAAUAAAAACUGCGAUGAUUGUGCUUAGAUGCAUUUAAACGAUGAACAUGGAUUAAAAAAUAUCAGUAAAA
Messenger RNA from Fundulus heteroclitus (mummichog), 1135 nucleotides. RefSeq names its product adipogenesis associated, Mth938 domain containing (gene aamdc). Bases 126 to 494 code for a protein of 122 amino acids. NCBI's taxonomy places the organism in Eukaryota, Metazoa, Chordata, Actinopteri, Cyprinodontiformes, Fundulidae. Gene Ontology annotation, cellular component: cytoplasm. Gene Ontology annotation, biological process: positive regulation of fat cell differentiation. The transcript has 4 exons. The record is from RefSeq and is a predicted model, not a curated record.